Theileria orientalis strain Shintoku is the source of this 144-nucleotide messenger RNA. RefSeq lists its product as hypothetical. The coding region runs from base 1 to 144 and encodes 47 amino acids. The record is from RefSeq and is a predicted model, not a curated record. The transcript has a single exon. Lineage: Eukaryota; Apicomplexa; Aconoidasida; Piroplasmida; Theileriidae.
AUGAAUUUGGUUGAAUCUGUUGUGCAGGAUAAACAUGUGCAAAAUAGAGAACUGGUCAUAGUUAGACUAAUCAAUGGUGAAAUUGUGGUCUUUUUGAAAGUUUAUAAAUGUAAAACUGUUAAAGAUAGUCGAGAGGAGUUGUAA